Molecule: messenger RNA, 771 nt
Organism: Prorocentrum cordatum
Lineage: Eukaryota; Dinophyceae; Prorocentrales; Prorocentraceae
Source: the annotation of a GenBank genome assembly
GGGGCGGCGGCGCUGCGGGCCGCGGCGAGCGCCUCGCCGCGGCGCGGUGCGAGGCGAAGAGGAAGGCGCUGUCGUUGGGCGCCGACGCCGGCGCGUGCCGCGGCGAGGCCGAGGAGCUCUCUGAGGAGCUGCGUCGCGCCGCGGAAGGUGCCUCCGCGAGGCUGCGCGCCGCCCAGGAGGAGCGGGCGUGCCACGCCGGGCGCCUGGAGGCGCUGAGGGCCCGGCACGCGGGGGCGGCGGAGCAGCUGCGGCGGCUGUCCGAGGAGCUCGCGGGCGCGGAGGCGCGGGGGGCGGAGCUCGAGGCGGAGGGGCGGCGGCUGCAGUCCGAGCUCGGCGCGGCCGCCGCGGAGCUCGCCGGAGGGCGCGACCGGGCGCAGGAGCGCGGCCGCCUGUGCGAGCGGCGCCACCGGGUGCUCCAGCAGUCCCUGGAGGCCUCCUCUCGGCGGCGAGCCGGCUGGCGUCUAGGGCCGCGGCCUGGGACGAGGCCCUCCAGAGCCUCGGGGGCGACUGCGAGGAGACGCUGCGCUCCUGUGGCCGGCGGGCGGAUGCGGCGCUGGCCGCCAGCGACGAGGCCAGGCGCGCGGAGCUGGCGCAGGCCCUGGCAGAGUGGCACGAGCUGGUCUGGAGCCCAGCUCGGUCUGGCGCGCUGCAGGGGCCGGCGCUGCGCGCGCUGGGCGCGGCCCAUUUGCGCGCGCUGGGCGCGGUCGAGGCUGCCCUGCGGGAGCGCGAUCGGCGCCGCUCCGCGGUCGGCGGGGCGGGCGCGGCGGAGGC